Molecule: messenger RNA, 8982 nt
Organism: Salvelinus fontinalis (brook trout)
Lineage: Eukaryota; Metazoa; Chordata; Actinopteri; Salmoniformes; Salmonidae
Product: dual specificity mitogen-activated protein kinase kinase 6-like
Exons: 12
Coding region: 291-1370 (359 amino acids)
Biological process (GO): protein phosphorylation; MAPK cascade
Molecular function (GO): MAP kinase kinase activity; ATP binding
Source: RefSeq, a predicted model, not a curated record
GAAGAACGUUCGUAAUAUAGGCCAAUGCCACUCACUGUCUGAUCCAAGUUAGGAGCUUUCAGCUGCCAGCCGUGGCCCAUUAUGUAAGUGCCGCUAAGAAUUAUUUGCAGUGCCAUUGCAAAACGACCCGUUUCCUGACCGUUUUGCAAGGUGUGCAAUUGUAAUAUUGCUCUUUGCACGGAUACACACGGUUCAGACGCAAAAAGGCUCCAAGUGCAUGAAGAUCGCGGCUUGUAUUCCGCAUCCUUGUUGCAAAGCAAGCCGCUGAAGCAAGCUUCAGUGCGAGGGCGAUGGAGGGAGGGAGUGAGAAAGAAGGCAAAGUCUCUAGUGCAUCCCCUCCCCCCCAUCAAAGCAAAGGGGAAAUGUCUCAGCCAAAGGGAGGUAAGAGGAAGCCUGGGCUUAAGCUCUCCAAGGAAGUGUUUGAGCAGCCUCCUGCUGCUGCUGCUACACCCCCAAGAGAUUUGGAUUCGAAAGCUUGUGUGACCAUUGGAGAGAAGAACUUUGUGAUGAAGGCAGAUGACCUGGAGCAGAUUGGCGAGCUGGGGAGAGGGGCGUACGGCGUGGUGGACAAGAUGAGGCACAUGCCCAGUGGCCUGAUCAUGGCAGUCAAGAGGAUCCGUGCCACAGUGAACACCCAGGAACAGAAGAGACUGCUGAUGGACCUGGACAUCUCUAUGAGGACAGUCGACUGCUUCUACACAGUCACCUUCUACGGCGCACUCUUCAGAGAGGGUGAUGUGUGGAUCUGUAUGGAGCUGAUGGACACCUCUCUGGAUAAGUUCUAUAAGCAGGUGAUAGAAAAAGGCAUGACCAUCCCUGAAGAUAUCCUGGGAAAGAUGGCCGUCUCGACAGUGAAGGCUCUGGAACAUCUGCACAGCAAUCUGUCAGUCAUCCACCGAGAUGUGAAGCCAUCCAACAUAUUGAUCAACACCCAAGGGCAGGUGAAGAUGUGUGACUUUGGGAUCAGUGGUUACCUGGUGGACUCUGUGGCCAAGACAUUGGACGCAGGCUGCAAGCCCUACAUGGCGCCGGAGAGGAUCAACCCAGAGACCAAUCAGAAAGGCUACAACGUCAAGUCUGACAUUUGGAGUUUAGGAAUCACUAUGAUUGAACUGGCCAUCCUGCGGUUCCCCUAUGACUCCUGGGGCACGCCCUUCCAGCAGCUGAAGCAGGUGGUGGAGGAACCAUCGCCCCAGCUCCCUGCUGACCGGUUUUCCCCUGAGUUGGUUGACUUCACCUCCCUGUGCUUAAAGAAAAAUUCCAAAGAGCGGCCAAACUACCCAGAGCUCAUGCAACAUCCCUUCUUCAUCUCCCAUGAAUCCUUAGACACCGACGUGGCUAGCUUUGUCAAGGUCAUCCUCGGGGACUGAGGAGCGCCCUGAUCUAACCCAACCCAAUGCUCUGACCAAUGGCCACGGGGGAGGCGGACCUACAAAAAAAAAAGCACCAAUCACAUACCCUAUUACCUGCGGGACUCCACCCCCUCCCUAGUUCCCGACCCCUCCCUUUGGCACAGUGCAGAUGGACAUUAGAGGAACUCAGAGGAACUGAGUGAGGAGUUAUCCUUAAGGCCAUAAGGCGCUUGCAUAUUACAUAUGGGCAGGGGGCCAAGAUGGGGAAAUUACUGCAAUUUUCAGUAUUGGAGCACCGGCCCAUAUAUAAUCUGGAUUAAUUUAAAUGUAUAAUAAUAUCUGUAUGAAAUGUGAUCCCCCCCCAACCUCUAAAUUUGUCCCACCCUUGUUACUGUACUAGACUCAGUACUAAAACAGAUUUCAUUGUUAGAUGUUAGUGAAUUAAGCAACGUGUGGAUUAUGCCCUGUCCUAUACAGUACUACAGUAUGAGUCAUAAUACCCAUAAAACCUAGCGGUCAAACAGGGAAAUAUUUCCAAUUGUUUUUCCACCAUUCAUUUAUCCUCAUUGGGGAUUUUUAGAAAACACUUAAAAUAAGGGCUGUGUUUCGUGUAGACUUACCGUGCCAUGACGUUUUGAUAACCAUGUAAACCUCUCUCAGACAAGGUGACUUUCAUCAAUAUAUUCGCCUGUAUUUACCCCCCCCCAAAAUGAAAUGCUAAUUAGCUGCUAAUGUUGCUAUCAUAAAGAUCUACACAUGUCGUGAUGAUCUGGACUGCCGAAUCGAGGCAAAGGUAAGAAUCUCUGAAUCACAGGAGGCUGCUGAGGGGAGGACGGCUCAUAAUACUGGCUGGAAUGGCAUACCAUUCCAUUUAUUGUGUUCCAGCAAUUACUAUAAACACAUCCUCCCCAAUUAAGGUGUCACCAGCCGCCUGCGCUCUGGAUUAAUUAUCUGAUAUUAGUAAUUAAUAAAUUGGCUACAUUUCUUUAAAUGAGCAAUUCUGUGAAGUGUCUUGUGCAAGUUUUAAAUUGACACAAUACAUGUCAGCAAAGGUAUCUUUUUAUAUUUUUAACGUUUAAUUUUAUUUGAUGUGCAGGAGCUUGCAGGGAUUUGUAGUUUGCGUGUUUUCUACUUUGAUCCUAAUAAGCAUUUUUUUUAAAUCUGAAAGUCACCUUGUCCUAGAGAGAUUUACAUGUUUAUCAAAACGUCACGUCGGGGCAAACAGCUCUUAUUUGAAGUGUUUUGAAAAUCCCCUAUGGGGAUAAAUGAAUGGUUGAAAAAACGAUUGGAACCAUUUCCCUGUUUGACCGCUAGGUUUCAUGGGUAUUGGGACACCUCCACUGUGGGUCUCUAUUGGUCAAUCCCUGAAAUAUUUUCAAACGCAAUGUAAGAAAACAAAACAGGUUUCUUUUUUUUUUUAACAACUGAAAGUCAUAUGACUAUAUCUAUGUAUAAUCUCAGUGUUUGUAUUAUACUCAAGAUCAAGUGUUGUAUUGGUUUACUAAUUCACUGCAUGUACAGAAAAUAUAUAAUAUAGAAUGGACUGGUAUCAGUCGCCUUUGAAAGACCGAGAGAUUCAGAUUCUCCACUGUCCAGUGGUUAAGCAGUACACAAGUGUGUAAUGGUUGGGAGGUGUCAUUCAGAAGUGCAGGGGGUUUGUCAAAGGAAGUUACUGCACUGUGCUCUCGACUGCUCUCUCAUGUAUAGGUCUACUACACAUUGUGGGCUUUGUGUGUGUGUUCGGUGUCUCUGUGUGUGUGUGUGUGAGGAGCGUGCGUCUGUGUUUAUGUGGCCCCCUUCUAUGUGUGCUACAUGUGUUUUAAAGUGAAGUAUAUGUGGUCGUUGUGGUCCUAGUCACUUCCUGAAUAUUCUUCUCUUCUGAGCCAGUCACAAUACUUUCCCCACUGUAUGUUGAACUGGAAUAGACUAAUAGUUAUACUGCUAUUAUUAUUAUUAUUAUUAUAUAGCUUAUAUUUAUGUAUACUGAUGAGAUACAGGAUACUGAUAUAUUAACUGCUGUUUUCCCUUUGAAAAACGUAGUAUUAACAAUAUACCGUCUUAUUUUACUGUGUGUGUGUGUGUGUGUGUGUGUGUGUGUGUGUGUGUGUGUGUGUGUGUGUGUGUGUGUGUGUGUGUGUGUCGUUCUUGACAGAAUGCUUUAAUGAAACAGUUACUUAUAACACAAGCCUUAUCUGUGCCUCUAAAAAUACAGAAAACAAAAUAACUGUUGCCAGGUAAAGAGAUGUUCUGUAUUCAACAAAGCAAGUCGUCGUCCCCCCCCCCCCCACACACACUUUAUUCACUCGGCAUGUGCCCCUUUCUGUCCAAUGGGGUAAUUUAUGGACAAUAUUUAGGGUGCCCCUUUUGGCUCAAGAACACCCCCAGAGGCAAACAUAAUGUACAGUCCUUUUGUUCAGUGUUAACUCCUCCACAUUACUCUAUAUAUCAUCAAAUCUACUCUACCUGCUGAACACUGCAGGAACAUAUAAACUCACAAUUAGCUUGCAUAGGUUCUAGAAUGAAGCUGUUUUUGCAUUUCCCCCCCCCCCCCCCCUCCACAUUUUUUUUAUCAUUAAGUUUACCUACUUGGACUACAGUAUCAUAUUAAUUCACCACUUGCUUGCAUAGGUUUCAAAAUGUAUUUGUUAGCAUACUCUCUCACCCCUCUCCCUCCCGACCGAACCCAGUCUACUAGAUUGUGACAGUCAUGCCAGUCUUUGAUUUCACAACUGUGGGAUGAAUAGAGUCUGACGUAUGCAGUGGUAGUUUGAUGCCGUGUCAAAACAUACAACUCAUUUACAUGAGAUUUCAAAUACUUUUUUACUUUUUUUUUUAACGCUUCUGAAACUGUAGUCUAGUUUGACGGAAGCCUUGGUUGUCGCUUGUUAUUCUUGUGGUGGCUGAUACUGUGUACAGGCCGACGUCCGUUGCUUUCUGCUGCUUUCUGAGAGUGACUGGCAAGAUGGCCGAUGCUCUUGAGCCUCUGUUAUUAUGGAAGAACUACUGUAAAUGUUAUGAUGCGGGGAAAAUGGGAAGGCGGGAUAUAAUCACAUUUCAAUAACGAAAUGCACAGUUCUCUUUUUGUGUGUGUCCUGCUUUUGGAAACUUUCAACGGUUCUUUUAGCAAACAAUUUCUAUCUUAUUUCAAUGUUGCUUAACAAAGAAAACAAAUAUAUUACGGACUCCAGACAUUCAUACCUGUAUUCCUGUCUUGUACUCAUUUUGCAAAGUAGACCCAGAUUUGAAUAUGUUGUAACUUAGUGUUAGGGCAACUGUCAUCUGUUCCACCUUGGUGUUGAGUCUGAGUCCUGCUAUUCUCUUGUCCAGUAGCCCGUUCUGUUCUUUCAACUAUACAAACAUCCAUGCAUUGAUGUCCUCCGCUUGUCUGUAGAGACAAUCAGCCCUGGGCUAUAAAACCUUUCCUGUCCUUCUUAUCUAUAUGUGCUGUUGUAGCACCUUCCUCUUUCAACCACCAUCCAAGAGCCCAGACCAUUACCAGACCUACUGCGUUCAACCACCAUCCAAGAGCCCAGACCAUUACCAGACCUACGGCAUUCCACAGUAGUGGAUCUAUUGUGCUUUGCCCCUUGGCAUGACAGGUACAGUGGUACAGUACAUGCUGUGCCAUCAACACACAUGAUUGCUAAGGUCUGGUCACCCACAAUGUGGCGCUGUUCCCCCCCUGCAGCUUCUGAAAGCCACUGAGAUCUUAAAGACCAAGGUCUCUUUUCAACAGUGUUCCACUGUUGGCUAUUCUAAUGGCCGUGUUGCAUGACUGUUACUGUCUUCUGCUGGUCCAAUGUUUUAUAAUAUUAGAUGGAUUAUAUGCUCAUAAGAUUCAAGUCAUGAAACCAAAACGUAUUGCUUUAUUAUUAUAACUAAUGGUUUGUCCAGAAAUCUGUAGCCAUCUCCCACAAUUUUUGAAUUGGUCACAUCAUCCCUGCUUUCUUUUGUAAUGUUUUAACUCUUUCUCUCAGACUGUUCCUGUCCUGUCUCUUCCUAGAAAGAGCUCUUGAGUCCUAGUGUGGCCACCCACUGAUGUCCUGGCCAGGUCCCUAAUGGGCCCAGUCUCCUCUCUAUUCUUCACACACACCCUCCUCAUCACUCUGAUUUAUUCAUUGGGUGGUCCAAGGAGCUGGAACACGUGAGUUCAGGCUGAGGAGAGAGAGACUAAUUCAGGGACAUGGUGUCUGUACCCUACCUAUCCCUUUGUGACAGACUCUUACUAUCAAACAGCCAGAGCCCACGCAAGACGUGCGAUAUUUGGUUCUGUGUGCCCUGAUUGGAGCGAUGAUUGGCUGGUAGAACACAGCUUGUUAGUGAUGCUGUUCCCAUGUGCUAGUUAUCAUAUCAGUCAUUUUUAGACUUUUUAUUUCAUCUUCGCUUGAGGCUGUUUAGGCCUAUUUUCGAACACUGAAAAUCUUUAAUAUCGUUAGCAUCAUAUAACCGGUUGCAUUUGGUGAAAGGAAGUUUUAGCUAAGCCAAUGUUAGGGGCAGUUUGUGUGGUUACUGUUAUUUUUUUUUUAAAUGUAUUUUAUUUAACCUUUUAUUUAAAUAGGCAAGUCAGUUAAGAUUAAGAACAGAUUUUUAUUUUACAAUGACGGCUUACUCCGGCCAAACCCUGACAACGCUGCGCUAAUUGUGCGCCGCCCUAUGGGACUCCCAAUCACGGCCGGUUGUGAUAAAGCUUGACAUCGAACCAGGGUCUGUAGUGACGCCUCUAGCACUGAGAUGCAGUGCCUUAGACCGCUGCGCCACUCAGAAGUUUGAAUUUACUAGAGGUAUGAUUUCAAGUGUUGUUGUUGGAAGUUGGUUGAUGUGAUAUAUUAUUUGUUAUUUUUCUCACGUACAGUUGUUGAUAUUGCAUUUUUGUUGGGGAUAGAGGAUAGUGCUCAGUUUUAUUCUGACUGUAGUGUGUGUGUGUGUGUGUGUGUGUGUGUGAGUUGGGUUCUUCUGUUCCUGUAGGGAUCUAAACUCCACAAAUAUUCUAACAAGGAUAGUAAAACAAGAAUACAUUUCCCACAUCCCCAUGAGGACAAAAGCUAUUUUAGGUUUAAGGUUAGGGUUAGUAUAAGAGGGUUAUGUUACGAGUUCAGGUUAGGGUUAGUAUAAGAGGUUUGGGUUAUGGUUACGAGUUCAGGUUAGGGUUAGUAUAAGAGGGUUAUGGUUACGAGUUCAGGUUAGGGUUAGUAUAAGAGGUUUGGGUUAUGUUACGAGUUCAGGUUAGGGUUAGUAUAAGAGGUUUGGGUUAUGGUUACGAGUUCAGGUUAGGGUUAGUAUAAGAGGGUUAUGGUUACGAGUUCAGGUUAGGGUUAGUAUAAGAGGUUUGGGUUAUGGUUACGAGUUCAGGUUAGGGUUAGUAUAAGAGGUUUGGGUUAUGGUUACGAGUUCAGGUUAGGGUUAGUAUAAGAGGUUUGGGUUAUGGUUACGAGUUCAGGUUAGGGUUAGUAUAAGAGGUUUGGGUUAUGGUUAUGAGUUCAGGUUAGGAUUAGUAUAAGAGGUUUGGGUUAUGGUUACGAGUUCAGGUUAGGGUUAGCUCUUAGGGAAAAUAGGAUUUUGAAUGGAAAUACAUUUUAGGUCCCCAUGAGGAUAGAAGAACAUAAGAUGUGUGUGUGUUAUGGGACAUGUCUAAUACAGUCAGUGGAUAGGCUGGAGGGCAGUGCUAUCUUUAUCCUCUCUGUUCCUGAACUGAGCUGGAGGGCAGUGCUAUAUUUAUCCUCUCUGCUCCUGAACUGAGCUGGAGGGCAGUGCUAUAUUUAUCCUCUCUGCUCCUGAACUGAGCUGGAGGGCAGUGCUAUCUUUAUCCUCUCUGCUCCUGAACUGAGCUGGAGGGCAGUGCUAUAUUUAUCCUCUCUGCUUCUGAACUGAGCUGGAGGGCAGUGCUAUAUUUAUCCUCUCUGUUCCUGAACUGAGCUGGAGGGCAGUGCUAUAUUUAUCCUCUCUGUUCCUGAACUGAGCUGGAGGGCAGUGCUAUCUUUAUCCUCUCUGUUCCUGAACUGAGCUGGAGGGCAGUGCUAUCUUUAUCCUCUCUGUUCCUGAACUGAGCUGGAGGGCAGUGCUAUCUUUAUCCUCUCUGUUCCUGAACUGAGCUGGAGGGCAGUGCUAUAUUUAUCCUCUCUGUUCCUGAACUGAGCUGGAGGGCAGUGCUAUAUUUAUCCUCUCUGUUCCUGAACUGAGCUGGAGGGCAGUGCUAUAUUUAUCCUCUCUGUUCCUGAACUGAGCUGAACUCCCCUGGAAGAUACUAAGGCCAGUCAUGUCUGUCACACACACACACACACACACACACACACACACACACACACACACACACACACACACACACACACACACAGUAGGCUCUCCCAGGGAGCCAGACGUGCAUGAUGGAAGGAUGAUUUCCUGCCUCUCUCGUGUGUGUCGGUGUGUGUGUGUGUGUCUGUCAGUGGUUCUAUUUGCGUGCUCAUUAGUAGUACCCACCUGCUGAAAUUGUCACCCAGGGUUUGUCAUCGUGGCAGGACGUCACAGUGGAAUAUAUGUCCAGUCAACAAUCCAUCCUCACGUGUGUUGUCAUAUCCCACUGUCAGAUUCUUCCAGGUUUCUGACUUAUCCCAUUUAGUUUUUCCUAGCCGUAUAUUUUGGGACUUUGUAUUGGUAAAACGGGAAUUCUUCUUUUCGGGAAUCGGAGGGUCGGUUAUUCAUUUAAAAAAAGUCACAGGUCAAACAGGUAGGGAUGAGUCAUUGUCUGAAAAGUUGAACGCUAAGAAUCAUAGGAUGCUGUUUUUGUCACCAUCUUCCUCAUCCUCUUCCUUCUCAUGCCUGAUAAAGCCAGUGACACGAUGACUUCCCAUCCAAAGUGGAAAUGGAACGUUUUUAGUCCGUUUGUACUUUCCCCGUUGUUCUUCUCUACUCAAACAUCACCCAGCCCUCUUCUCAGAAGCUGUACAUUUAGUCGUCAUCAAAAACAAAUUGCUGUUCUGUUAUGCAUUUGCCAGACUAUAUCAAGUGUAAAUUUGUUGUAUUUGUGAAGUGUGUGAAAACUAUGCUUUUGUUUUCACACAUUAUUGCAAAACAUUUUUUGCUUAAAUGUUCUUUGUUAAGGUGAGCUGUGUAGCCAUCAGACUCACUUUGUUGGAAUAUGGAAACUUUUGGAGCUUAGUGUCUCUGUGGCCAAUGGAUACCUGGCUGCAGGUACAGUACAUGCAGCUGUGCUUGACUUGUGUUGUGCUCUUUUGUGGGGGAUCCGAUUCAAGCCAGGCGUGUGUUUGUGGGAGUGGGAUGAUGUGAAUGCAAUGGGGAGGGAUUGUGGAUGAGUCCAUAUUGUCAAUGCUGACUGGUUUCAGAAAAUACAUUUGCAGAGAUGGUUUCAAAUGCUACUGUAAGUAAAAUGGAGAAGAGCGAGGGAGGCAUAUAUUCUAUUGUAUGAUGGGCGGUUGGGCAGGGUUACCGUGGUGACCAUUGCCGUGGGGAAGUGAAGUUCUCAGUAUAUUUACACGUUGAUCUCUUUAAAGCUUCUGAUUUUAAAAAAAGACUGAUGACUGUUUGCUUCUUAGAGCUAAAUGAAUUUCUAUUAAAUAUUUUAAAAAGAUUGCUCAAACUGAUUGUGUGCGAUUGUAAUGAUGGAAAUUCAAUAAAAGGUAUUUUUACACAAUAA